UAUUGUCCAAUAACGUACCUAGUCUUUCCCCCAAAACUGGAAAAAAAAAAAAAAAAAACCUAGUCUUGCCAUUGUUUACCAUUUACCAAGUAAGCGACGUCCGCUGCAGCACGGCCCAGUUUUCUGGUGGUGGGUGUUUAUUAUUAGUAAUCUGCGCAUCCCAAAUUUCCAAAGCGAGAUAAAACGGUGGCGACUACCCAAAUAGGCGGAGGUAGCAGCCCGCAACCGUGUGAACGGUAACCCAAUUAAACCCAACAGCCAAGAAAGCAAGCAAAUCAAGAAGAGAAGGGAAGAGAAGCUAUGCCAGUCUUCAAGACCCCAUUCAACGGCUACGCCGUAAAGUUCAGCCCCUUCUAUGAGAAUCGCCUCGCAGUGGCCACCGCACAGAACUUCGGCAUCCUGGGUAACGGCCGCGUCCACGUUCUGGACCUCCCUCCGACCCCCGGAGCCCCCAUCACCGAGCUCUGCUCCUUCGACACCGCCGACGGAGUCUACGACUGUACCUGGUCCGAGGAUAAUGACAACCUCCUCGUAACCGCUAUUGCCGAUGGCUCCGUCAAGCUCUGGGACCUCGCCUUGCCACCCACUUCCAAUCCAAUUCGUUCCCUCCAGGAACACACCCGCGAGGUUCACUCCGUCGAUUGGAACCCAGUUCGUAGAGAUUCCUUCUUGAGCUCUUCCUGGGACGACACCGUCAAGCUCUGGACCGUCGAUCGACCCGUCAGCGUCCGUACCUUCAAAGAACACGCCUAUUGCGUUUAUUCUUCUGUUUGGAACCCUCGCCAUGCCGACGUCUUCGCAUCCGCUUCCGGCGACUGUACCGUUCGUAUCUGGGAUGUUCGCGAGCCGACUUCCACCAUGAUCAUACCUGCUCAUGAAUUGGAGAUUCUUUCUUGCGAUUGGAACAAGUACGAUGAUUGCCUUAUUGCCACUUCUUCAGUUGAUAAGUCGAUUAAGGUUUGGGAUGUGAGGAAUUUCCGGAUUCCAAUUACGGUGCUCAAUGGGCACACUUAUGCUGUGAGAAGGGUAAAAUUCUCACCUCACAGGGAUAGUAUGAUUGCGUCUUGCUCGUAUGAUAUGACAGUUUGUUUCUGGGAUUAUCGGGUGGAGGAUGCCCUUAUUGGGAGAUACGAUCAUCAUACGGAGUUUGCGGUUGGAGUCGAUAUGAGUGUGCUUGUGGAAGGCCUUUUUGCGAGUACUGGGUGGGACGAGUUUGUUUAUGUUUGGCAGCAUGGGAAUGACCCCAGAGCACCUUGAAAAGAGUUCAAAAGAGUUUUUUUUUUGGGGGGGGGGUUGCGGAGGGGUUGGUGGUGUUCGUGCUAGAUUGAGAAGCAGAUGCAGCUUCAGCAGCACCAUUCAUCAUUGGAAAUUGGAAGCGGAAGAGAAUGGAGGGGUUCUUAUCUCUUUGGGGCAGGACUUGAUACAAAAGAUCACCUAUUCUUUGAGUGCAAUUUUAUAGGAGAAACUUGGAUGGAUAUGCUUGUGUCCCACCCUUCAACCACCGAAUAGGAAACAUAUUGGUUGUGGCCCCUUGCGUAGCUAAUACUUUGGGGGAUGUGGCAACAUUGGAGAUAUUGGGAAGCUUGCAUUGUGUGCUACUAUUAUUACCACAUUUGGAAGGAGUGAAAUGGUCGUCUGAUGUGCAGCAAGACAAGACCAAAGCUGACCAUUGUUCGAGACAUGAAAGUUGAUAUUGGGAGAAGUGCCGUUCCAUCAUCUCCCAAGGAAGCCAUUAGGCCGGAAUAGCAGGCUUAUAGAUAAUUGGGUUGUGUAUGUGGUAUCAAUGAUCCCAUAGUGUUCUAAUGGAAAGUUUUUCCCAGUUUUGUUCUUGGUUGUAAACUCUAUACUUUGGGCCUUCCGUUGGUUUAACCCUGAUAGUGCAGCGAUUUGGAUUGGGUGGGAAA
Macadamia integrifolia is the source of this 1904-nucleotide messenger RNA. RefSeq names its product peroxisome biogenesis protein 7-like. The transcript has 2 exons. The coding region runs from base 301 to 1257 and encodes 318 amino acids. Gene Ontology annotation, biological process: protein import into peroxisome matrix. Gene Ontology annotation, cellular component: peroxisomal matrix; cytosol. Gene Ontology annotation, molecular function: protein binding. NCBI's taxonomy places the organism in Eukaryota, Viridiplantae, Streptophyta, Magnoliopsida, Proteales, Proteaceae. The record is from RefSeq and is a predicted model, not a curated record.